Messenger RNA from Aplosporella prunicola CBS 121167, 2566 nucleotides. RefSeq lists its product as uncharacterized. The record is from RefSeq and is a predicted model, not a curated record. NCBI's taxonomy places the organism in Eukaryota, Fungi, Ascomycota, Dothideomycetes, Botryosphaeriales, Aplosporellaceae. Bases 500 to 2092 code for a protein of 530 amino acids. The transcript has a single exon.
GACUGCUAAUAAAAGAAAAAAGUAAUACUUGGUUUGACCACAGUGGGGUCUUGGCAGCUAGAAAUGUAAUUUGACCGCAAAGUGUGUUAAGUUCCGGAGUAAUAGAUGUGGUGCUAGGUACAGAAAAGAUUUCCCAAUGUCUGGGCUUGAGACAAGGAAAAAAAGAAAAAGAGAGAACGAGCGAAAGAAAGGAUUGAAAAGAGAGAAGGUCAUUUAUCUACAAGAGAGUGCAGUAGUCAAACAGGCUUCGUUCAACGUUCACGGUAGUGGUAGGCUCAGUUAAAUCCCCUAUUAUACCGUGAUAGCCGAUGAGACCGCAAUUCGUGGGUUCUAAAGCCGAGAAUCCGCUACCUGUGGUUGUCGCCGCCUAGUUUAACUAGUUAGUCUUUUGACCAGCUCUUUACAAACCUAUAAGAACGAUCUCUCUACUGUCUUCUCGUAAACCACCACAAACAUCAUUACCACCCCGAAUCCCAGCACCACAACCAGCACCACAAUCAUGGACAACGAGCACUCCCACAUUGAACCAGUCGUGACACGCUACCGCGCAGGCUGGUCCAAUCUCCACCCUAUGCCCUUAGUCACGCGGCCCUUGGAUCCCAUGUCCCCCGAGCUCGCCGCCUUUGAAGUGCUCCGCCCACGCAUCGCCGCCAUUCUGGAUGACUGCGGCAUGAAGUACCGAGGUUUCAGCCUCAAAAAAGGGAAGGUGUACAGAAUGCUCGGCGCGCCAAUAGAUUUGCUCUCCGUCGAUGCCCAGGACACCACGACAAACAACGACCGCUGGUCCCGCGCCAUCGCGCGCAUUGUCGCAUUCACGACGUAUAGGUACGUCGUCGAGAUCAUGAACUGGGGAUACGCGCAGAACAGUCCGUGGCCAGUCCUGCACCACGAAAGCGACAUCCUCGAGGCGUGGGACGCGGUCGCACCGAAGAUCAUCCAUGAGCUCGACGUCGCCAGGUGGCAAUGGACGGCGCUCUCGCUCGUGCUCAUGGGCCCGGAACACGCAGUUACGGUGCUGAUCGAGAUAAUCGGCGCGGCGGAUACGUUGGCCUUCCGACUUGGGUUACGGAGUUGCCUGCAGGGCCCCAUCGAGGACAUUGACAUUUGGGAAAGCCAGUGUUUGCGCCCCCCUCCUCGGCUCGAUGGCUCAAAGCUGCCGACGCGGUUGGGCUUUGGCCAAGAUCGCUUGCGGAUUGGCGACUCGCUCAGCGGCUGUACACUGGAUAGGGAGGUCGGCACCCUUGGCGGAUUUCUGACAAUGAGGGACCCGAGAAGAGGAUUGGCGCGUGUUAACUAUGCACUGACAAGCUUUCACACUGUCUCUCAUGAGCUGCACGCCGAUGUCCUCAAGCCUUUGGACUGUCCAAAUCCGCCUGAACAUCUCAUCUACCAGGAGCCAGCUCCAUGUGACAUAAAGGAUAUGGAGCGAGCCAGGUUAGCCGAAAUACACGACAUGUAUAUUUACCAGCAUGUUGUUAAAGACGAGUGGGGGCAAAGUGUCGCGCAAAAAGCUGAAUCUGGCGACGAGAAAGCUAAUAGUAUGCUGUUUAAAGGCGAGCUCUCCAUUCGAAGAGCUGAGGAUUCCCACAGAAACUUAAGCGGGAGGAACUGCCGUGUGGGCAAUUUGCGUGCCGCGAGCGGUUACAAGUUUGUGGAGGAGGGCAGCUCCAAGGUCGCGCUAGACUGGGCUUUGGUGACGGUGGAACGGGACUUCGACACCUUCCUACCCACCGAUAUCGAGCAACCGAAACAUAUUAGGCACCACCCGCAGGUUCGAUCAUUCUCCCUGAAGCCGGUUGCGUCCUGGAAGCCAGUUCAACCCGAAAACAAGCCUUAUGCAGAAAGGGUUAUCAAAGUCGGACGCGCCUCUGGCUGGACCGAAGGCCUUAUAAACGCUGCCCGCUCAUUUGUCAAACACGACGAGAAGUGGCCGCCAUCCGGUCCAAGUGUCGAAGCAGUGAGGAUUGAGAAUCCCCACAAGUUGCAUAGGGAACUCUUCGUAGAGCCUGGCGAUUCCGGUUCUUGGGUUUUGGAUAAGAGCUCGGGCUCUUGGAUCGGACUUCUGCUUGGAGGACAUCCCGUGUACGGAUAGGGGUACAUGACGCCAGCAGAGAUUGUCAUCCGAUCGAUCGAGGAAACCACGGGCUGCGAGCUUCUGCUCCCAUCAAGGUGGAGGCCUCAGGGUCCGAGGCCGCUUCCUCGCCCCCAGUAGGAGGCCAGUCCGGUAUGCCGCAGUUACGAAUUCUGGGAGCCGUGGCGGGCAUAGGUGAGAGUUUAUGGAGAAAGAGUAUGAGAGAAUAAGAAUCCGAUGGGAUUGGACGGUCUGAGACAUUCUGGCACCUUGACAACGUAGCGUACGUAGGUUGACGGCUUAAUCGUCAAUUAGCGAGAAGGCGAAUAACAGAGAAAUUACCACGCAUCCAGAACAUGUGACAGCAUUCGAAAAGCCCCAUGCGUGAUCAACAAAGCAAAGGUGCUGCUAUCGCUGUUGGCAGGCUGCGACCAAGCAUGAUGCUUCAUCGUCGGAGACAUGGGAAGAUGAAGCGGGCUGGUCGUUGAAGUUUCG